Rhagoletis zephyria (snowberry fruit fly) is the source of this 1619-nucleotide messenger RNA. RefSeq lists its product as uncharacterized. NCBI's taxonomy places the organism in Eukaryota, Metazoa, Arthropoda, Insecta, Diptera, Tephritidae. The record is from RefSeq and is a predicted model, not a curated record.
GCUGGACUCUGGAGCGGCUGAGCAUACCUCAGGCUUCGACAAAACCCACCUCAUAAAUGGCGCCCGAGCAGGGACCCAGCUCUGCAGGCGCAUGUGCAAAAACCUCAACAAGCACCAACACUGCGGAAGCGGGCUCAUCGAACACACCACAACCAGUAAAUGACACACGGAUGAGCGAAAAUGAUACCACCACACUAAACAUUGACACUCUUGGCUGGAUAUAUCUCUUGAAGAAAGAGAGAUUGGUGGAAAAAUGCAAGAGGCAUCAUAUAUCCGUUGAAGGGAGCACCGUCGCUGAUCUGCGCAGCACUCUCAGCAACUUCGUCAGGACGAAGAGAAACCUCAAAUCGACCGAAAGCCUUCUCAAAGAACUGGAGAUGGCCACCGAAGAAGCUGGCAUGGCGAAAUCGCCACACGAACAAACUCCUGCAGUUAAACUUGGCGAAUCCCUCUUACACACCGGGGGAGCAAGACUAAUCGCCCAGAAACGAGACCAUAUGAGCAAUGCCGAGGUAAUGAGCACUGUCCGCCAUUGGGACGUACACUACUCCGGCGGCGACACUCUGCCCGACUUCUUGGAGAGGAUUGAGGAGCUGGAAUGCUACCAAAUCACGCCAGACCAACUCCUCCCAACCCUAUCCGAAAUACUCCGCGGCAAAGCACUCCAAUGGUUCCGCGUCAGAAGGCCACACAUAACCACCUGGGCUGUAUUCUGCACCGAAGUUGAACGAUUCUUUCUUCCCCGUCGACACGUAAGUCAGUUGGAAGACGCCAUUCGCCAGCGGAAACAGCUAAACCGAGGAAAGGCCAAGGACUACAUCCUCACCCUCCAAACGCUAAUCCGACAGCACCCAACUAUGUGCAACGAAGACCACUUGGAGCGCAUCUACGAAGGCUUGCGAGUGGAGUACCGACUAUUCAUAAAGCGGAGCGAGUUCCAGACUAUCGAAGAAUUGAUCGAACUCACAGACGAAUAUGAGCUGCUCAAAAGCGAGGAGGCCAGGCAAACCAGGCAAGCAGCACACUGCCUAUCCACUCCAGACGAACGAUACGAUGGGAAGAACACCUGCUGGAGAUGCAAAAAGCGCGGACACCACCGAUUUCAGUGUAGAUGCGGACGAGAUGGUACCCUCUCCAGGAAUUGCCUGUGUCGCAAGGAGAAAACAGCCACCCUUAAGUCACCCGCCGAUAAAACAACCACGUCUCGACCAGGCUGGCAAGGCCGCGAUGGCCGCUUCUAUGUGAACGUCCUAGUCGAAGGCAUGGAUGUCCGAGCCCUAAUCGCCACUGGGGCCACGUUAACAUACAUCAAUGAAUACCUAUGCAAGCAUCUGGAGCAGCGAAAUAUUCAGCCACAACUCGACAAACAAAACGUGCAACUAGCAGUCCAACGGGCGUCGCAAGUACGCGUUCCUAUCCCGUCAAAAUUGAAUAUAACGGCCGAGCAACAAGCAGACUGGUUGUCGUGAUCCCCAAUCUGGCCGAAAGAAUGAUACUGGGAAUGGACUUUUUGGCGCAACGAGGCAUUGUCGUGACAUUUGAUAACCAGCCCCUAGCUCCCGCCCCACUGCCGAGAGCCGGUGCUGUUCUGUGCAGCUUAACGGAAAGGACGCACCUGA